AUGAGUUUAGAAGAAGGACCUUUCGUGUUUCGUGUCAACGAAAAUGGUUCCGGUCCUGAUUUAUUGAUGCAGGUUUGUGCCGAAAGAGGAUGGAAAGAAUAUGCGGAAAAUAAUUCAACGAAAGAUAGUUGGAAUCUAUGGUGGAAAACUUCGGCAUUUUCAAUAUCCCAACACAAACAGUUAAAAGCAUGGCAGUUUACCAAUCACAUGCCCAAAGGAUCCACGAUAUGUAGAAAAGAUAAUUUGGCGAGAAAUUUAAAAUGUAUGAAAAAAGUUUACGGAGGAAUUUACGACAUAAGUCCUCCAGGUUACAACCUACCAUUGGAAUAUACGAAAUUAGUUGCCGAUUGUUCUCGUCACGACGACGACGAAGAUGACAAUCAAAAAGUAUGGAUAUGUAAACCCGUUAGUCAAAGUCAAGGAAGAGGAAUUUUCUUGUUCAAAAGUUUAAACGAUCUGUCGUACGAUUCGAAUGCUGUCGUACAAAAAUAUAUAAAAAAUCCAUUAUUGAUCGGAGGUUAUAAAUUCGAUUUAAGAUUAUAUGUUUGCGUACCUUCAUACCAUCCAUUAACCGUUUAUUUAUAUAAAGACGGUUUGGUUAGAUUUAGCACGGAUAAAUUUUCGCUGUCGGAUUUGAAUAAUCCAUUUUGUCAUUUGACAAAUAGUUCUUUAAAUAAAUUAGGACCUGGUUACGCGGAACAAAAAGAACGAAUCGGAGCGGGAUGCAAGUGGAGUUUCACGCAACUUCGACAAUAUUUUCAACAGGCGGGAAUACGCGAUUGGUUACUUUGGCAAAGAGUUAGCGCAUUGGUCACGUUAACCAUUUUAUCACAGAGUACUUCCGUUCCUCAAACAAUCAACUGUUUCGAAUUUUACGGUUUCGACGUUCUCAUAGAUGAAAAAUUAAAACCCUGGUUGCUGGAAGUAAAUUUAAGUCCUGCUUUGGGAAAUGAUUGUAAUGUUGAUUCUAUUGUUAAGAAACCAUUAUUACAUGAUCUGUUUGAUCUCUUAGGUCUCCCCGUGUGUUACACAGGUCUCUCUUUAUUCACAGUCUAUUCUCCGCCCUAUGAAAAUGAAAUCCAACGUUAUUACGCUACGCACAUUAAAAGUAAACACGAACACGAUGCAGCACAACGUCAAAUGAAUUUGACUAGAGCCAAUUACAACGGUCACAAAUUAACGAACGUUAGCCACAUUCGUACGUUCGGCGGAAUAAAACCUUCGUCUGUCGUAUUGGCCGCAUCGGCGGUCAAUAAAUGGCGAAGAAAAAGGAGGAGCGGAUAUUUGUUCGGACCGCCGUUGAGACAAAAAUACGACGUCGAUAAAAAAAGAUCCAUCAAAACUCAAUCAAAAUCCGACAUAUCGUUACGGAGUACGAAUAACAACGUCGCACCCGCAUCCUCGAACAAAACGAAACUGGAAAGAAAAACGAUAAACGAUAAUGAUAAAAAAUUAGAUGAAAAAACCGACGAGGACGAGUCGUCGUCGUCGUCGCCGUCGCCGGGAGCGGGGGCCCCGAAUCAAUCCCAAUGUAAAAACAAUACGAACAAAACGAUCAAGAGAACUCGGGACAAACCCGAUAAGUUAAAAUUGAACGGUAAUAACGAUCCCCCCGUCAAAGACAUUAAAUUUAAAUCAACGAUAAAAGCGACGUGUUCGGACAAUUCGAAAAUAUUCAUCGAAAUUGAAAAUUUAAUAACGAACGAUAAGCAGGGUAAAAAGAAAAGGAUGGAAGGUUUGCCUCUCAGCAAGGAAAAAAGGCAUACGAAAUCGAGAAUAGUGGAUUUUAAGGGUCCCUCAAUGUGCGAAAAACAGAAAAAAGUUUUGUUUAAAAAUAACGAACACGUAAAAAAAAUUGUUUUGCCCUUUAAUAAAACCAUCGCGGCAUCGAAGGGAUUCAAAAACAGAUCGAAAAAUCAACCCUCCGCACUGUGGGGCAACGGAAAAGAUUGGCAGGCUCCCGUUAAACGCGAGGGAAACUGGGAACGAAUAUAUCCCCUCAACAAUUUCAAUAAUUUCAAUCAGACCUACGAAGAAGAUUAUCUGGGUAAUAAAUUCGCCAUUGGCGACAAACAAAUUAAAUUUGUCGUUCACCACAUCACGAAUUUCAUUAAAUACUCGAAACAAAUUUACUAUAAGGAUAUUGACGCCAGCGAAGAAGAAUUAAAUGCUCAGCUAAUGAGUCACAUGGGUAUGAACGGUAAUGUUUGGCUCCCCAAUAAAUAA
Pediculus humanus corporis (human body louse) is the source of this 2226-nucleotide messenger RNA. RefSeq lists its product as uncharacterized. The transcript has 9 exons. Gene Ontology annotation, biological process: protein polyglutamylation; microtubule cytoskeleton organization. Lineage: Eukaryota; Metazoa; Arthropoda; Insecta; Psocodea; Pediculidae. The record is from RefSeq and is a predicted model, not a curated record. Bases 1 to 2226 code for a protein of 741 amino acids. Gene Ontology annotation, cellular component: cilium. Gene Ontology annotation, molecular function: tubulin-glutamic acid ligase activity; tubulin binding.